CACACACACUAAUGAGAGAGAAAAUGGGAAUGAAUUGGGUAGUACUGUUAUAUUCAUACGCAGUUUUAGCUCUGUUAUUCACCAAAGCAGCAGAAGCAAAGAUCAUGACUACAACACCACAUGGUUUCCCUUCUUCCAUCAUAAUUCAGCCUGCAGCAGAACAACAACAUGAUCAACAGCUUUCUCUCUCCGACAAAGAAUCAAAUCAAAUUUAUUACAAAGAGAAGUUCUUCACACAGAUUCUUGAUCACUUCAACUACAACCCACAGAGCUACCACACAUUCCAGCAAAGGUACUUAAUCAACGACGAAUACUGGGGUGGCCCCACCACUAAUUCCCCCAUCUUCGUCUACACCGGCAACGAAGGCCGCAUCGACUGGUUCGCACAAAACACCGGUUUCAUGUUCGAAACCGCUCCCCGUUUCAAUGCCCUACUUGUUUUCAUCGAGCAUAGGUAUUACGGGAAGUCGGUGCCGUUUGGCGGGAAUAAAGAGACGGCGUACGCGAAUUCGUCGACGCUCGGUUAUCUGAGCUCAGCGCAGGCGCUGGCGGACUACGCGGCGGUGAUACUUGAUCUGAAGAAUAAUUUGACGGCGGCCGAUUCGCCGGUGGUGGUGUUCGGAGGCUCCUACGGUGGAAUGCUGGCAGCAUGGUUGAGAUUGAAGUACCCGCAUGUGGCUAUAGGAGCUUUGGCUUCUUCUGCACCAAUUCUCAACUUUGACAAUAUAACUUCUUCAUUUACUUUCAAUAAUAUCAUCACUCAAGAUUUUAGGAGUGAGAGUGAGAAUUGUUACAAGGUGAUCAAACGAUCAUGGCAAGAAAUCGAAGAGACAGCAGCAAAACCUGGAGGAUUAGAGAUUCUCCGAAAAUCAUUCAAAAUAUGCAAGAAUUAUAUGAGCACAGACUAUCUUGAAGGUUGGCUUGGUACAGCCUAUACUUACACUGCCAUGACAGAUUAUCCAACUCCCACCAAUUUCCUUAAUCCCAUGCCUGCUUAUCCUGUUAAACAGAUGUGCAAGGCAAUCGAUGAUCCAAAGAGUGGGAAUAACACCUUCGAGAAAUUAUACGCUGCGGCAAGCAUUUACUACAACUACACUGGCAAUGCCAAGUGUUUCAACCUCAUUGAUCGUUCCGAUCCACAUGGGAUCCGACCCGGGUGGAAUUGGCAGGCAUGUACGGAGAUGAUUUUGCUUACAGACGGCAACACAGAGGACAGUAUAUUCCCAGCAUCUAACUAUAGUUACAAUGACCGAUUACAGUAUUGCAAGUCUAAUUACGACAUUGACCCUAGGCCCACCUGGAUCCCCACCGAAUUCGGAGCCCGUCAUAUUCACCGAGUUCUCAAGCGCUUUGGAAGCAAUAUCAUCUUCUUUAAUGGUCUAAGGGAUCCAUGGAGCGGUGGCGGGGUGCUCAAAGAUAUAUCCAAAAGUGUAGUUGCAAUUGUUGCAAAAGAAGGUGCACACCACGUGGACCUAAGAUUCUCAACAAGGGAAGAUCCAGAGUGGCUUAGAGAGGUGAGGAAAAGAGAAGUACAUAUCAUCUCAAAUUGGCUCUCUCAAUACUAUCACACUUUGGCUGAUUUCUCAUAAAUCAUAAUUAAUUAAUUAUUAGUUAUAUUAAUCUUUUAUACAUACACAUGACAUCAAGUUAUAUAAUGCCAUUCCAUCUCAAACUUCUUAUUGAUUUGGCCUCAUAAUUAUCAAAUGUAAUAAUUAAGGAUGUUUCAAUUCGUACACUCCUCUUGCAAUAAAAGAAUGUGCUAAUUAAAUGUCUGUUCAAUU
This is a messenger RNA of Erythranthe guttata (spotted monkey flower), 1781 nucleotides long. RefSeq lists its product as uncharacterized. Gene Ontology annotation, biological process: proteolysis. The record is from RefSeq and is a predicted model, not a curated record. Gene Ontology annotation, molecular function: serine-type exopeptidase activity; dipeptidyl-peptidase activity. NCBI's taxonomy places the organism in Eukaryota, Viridiplantae, Streptophyta, Magnoliopsida, Lamiales, Phrymaceae.